AUGGCACCCGCUAUGCGAGAACUGUCGAACCACCCACUACGUCUUCUCUCUUUGGAUGGCGGCGGCAUCAGAGGAAUCUCGGAGCUAGUUAUACUAGAGGAGAUCAUGCAUCGUGUAGGUCGGUUAGGAAACGUAUCCAAACCACUUCCGGCAGACUACUUUGACAUGAUUUGUGGUACAAGUACUGGUGGGCUUAUUGCUCUACUUCUCGGCCGCCUCCGAUUGUCUGUUCCUGAAGCCAUCGACAAAUACCGACUCCUUGCAAAACAAGUCUUCUCGGAAAAGAAAGGGCAAGGAAAGGAUGGAAUAUUCAAAGCCUCAAACUUGGAGGGGGCAAUAAAAGAAACUGUUGAGUGGAAACUAGGCAAAGGCUAUGCCGAUGAGAAAAUGUUUGAGAAUGAUGCCUUAGCAUGCAAGACCUUCGUUUGCGCUGUCCCAGCAAAACAUAUCAAUAAACAACCAAGACUGUUUCGGACUUGGUCAGCAGACAAAAGUCCAGGUUAUAACUGUAACAUUUGGGAAGCUGCUCGUGCGACCUCGGCUGCUCCACGAUUUUUCAAGCGGAUGUUGAUUGGAGAUCCGGGUUUACAAGAGGAGUUCAUCGAUGCAGGUAUGGGAUGUAAUAACCCGACACGGUAUCUAGUUGAGGAAGCGCAGAAGGAAUUUGGUGCUGAGAGAACAGUCAGUUGUAUUGUCAGCAUUGGGACAGGAAAGCCUAAGGUUACAGGUUUUAAAGUCCCAAGCCUAUUUCAAAGAGUAUUGCCAUUGGAACUUAUUAAGGUCCUGGCAGAUAUGGCUACAGACACCGAGAUUGAAGCGUCAACGAUGAAAGACCGAUUUAAGAACUGCUCCGACCUCUACCACCGGCUGAACGUUGAGAGAGGACUUGAAGAGAUAUCUCUUGAGGAGUGGGACAAGCUUGGAGAUGUUAAACAACACACUAUGGCAUAUUUGAGUAAUGAGGCCAUUAGCCAAGGGAUAGAUUUAAUCGUGAAUACACUAUUAGGGAAGACUUCACAAGCAUUUCCUUUAGGCCAGUUAGAUGGAGCAGUUGCGGCUCUUAAUCAUCCUCGUCAUCACUUUAUAUAUCCAUCAUACCAAGUUUUGCAUUAUGUCACUCGAAAGGAUCCCCUUAUAGCUAUCCAUCAAUGCCUUCAGGACCCACCAGAUAAGACGGCGCCAACAGUAGUCUCUUUACUUGGCAUGGGCGGCUGCGGUAAGUCCCAGCUUGCACUUGAGUAUUGUCGGCAAAGACAGAACGACAAAUGGUUUUCUGCAAUACUCUGGCUUGAUGCAAGCUCCCCUACAAGCAUAGCGCAGUCGUUUACCGACAUUGCAUAUAAGUUUUCGAAGCCGAAUUUCGAAACCGCGGAUAAUCAAGGGAACACUAGAUUUGUUCUUGAUAAGACAGGAGCGUGGAAGUUCCGAUGGCUGCUUGUAUUUGACAACUUUGAUAAUCCAAGCUUGUUUGACAACAUAAAAGAGUAUUUCCCACGAGGCGGCUACAGUUGUAUUCUUUUUACCAGCCGGCAUGCCACGGUGAGAAGUUUAGGCUUCCACAUUGAGGUAACGAAUAUGUCAGACGAGGAAGCACUACAGCUCUUGCUCAAGAGAAGCGAGGCAAGUAGGACAGAUAUAAAUCUGCAAGAAGGGGCAAACAUUGUCAAGAGACUUGGCUAUCAUGCGCUAGCCAUUGAUCAGGCUGGUGCUUAUAUUCUAGCACGGGAUCUUAGCCUGGAUCUCUAUAUGACGCAUUUCCUCGAUCGCAAAGAGAAGGUCCUCAAUGAAGUGCCUGAACUAUGGGACUAUCGACGAAGACUGAAGACAGAUGCAGAGGUAGAAACCAAGCUGACCGUGUUUACAACCUGGGAACUAUCUCUCGAUUUGAUAAGUGGAGAUCCAACAACACGGAAAGACAAGAUUCAUGUUCUUACUCUUGCAGCAUUUCUCGAUAGCAAAGAAGUUUCCGAUGAUCUGUUCGGAUAUUAUGGAUCUGAGAACAGUGACUGGCUGACGUCUUGCAUGAAGGACGGCACGUGGGACAUGUAUGCGGCUCAAGAUAUAUUAAAGGAACUACGGAAUUUAUCACUGCUUCAGAACGUGCAUAUCGGAAGAAAUAAGACGAUAUUUUCACUACAUCCACUUAUUCAAGACUGGGUAGAGAUGAGAAUCACUAUAGAUAAUCGUCAGACAUACGGCUUAGAAGCGAUUCUUCUAUUAUCAGCCUUUAUAGACGCUCACAGCAUGGAUGAUAUGUCUUUCGACAGAAAGCAGGUCUUAUUGGCUCAUCUAGAGGCAGUGCUUCAGAACGAAAGCAAGUACAGGAUUUUAAAUGGUAGCCUAGAAAAUGCUAGACUACUACAAGCUGCGUCUAGUUUUGGGGAUUUCUUUAAGAGUCAUGGUCGAUAUGGUGCGUCUGAAGAGAUGUGGGAACGCGUCUUAAAAGGGAGAACAAAGAUGCUUGGCCUUGAGCACCCUUAUACUCUUUCGAGCAUGAACAACCUCGCACUUCUCUUACAGAAUCGAGGCAAGUACGACGAGGCCGAGCCCAUGUACCGGCAGACGCUGCAGCUUUGUGAGCAGGUCCUUGGCCUUGAGCACCCUAAUACGCUUUCGAGUAUAAACAACCUCGCAGCUCUCUUAGAGAAUCGAGGCAAGUCCGACAAAGCCGAGCUCAUUUAG
Glarea lozoyensis ATCC 20868 is the source of this 2682-nucleotide messenger RNA. Its product is annotated as FabD/lysophospholipase-like protein. The coding region runs from base 1 to 2682 and encodes 893 amino acids. The record is from RefSeq and is a predicted model, not a curated record. Gene Ontology annotation, cellular component: membrane. Gene Ontology annotation, molecular function: protein binding; ADP binding. The transcript is spliced from 5 exons. NCBI's taxonomy places the organism in Eukaryota, Fungi, Ascomycota, Leotiomycetes, Helotiales, Helotiaceae. Gene Ontology annotation, biological process: arachidonate metabolic process.